AUGAGAAGAACCACAUUAUAAUCAGAGUUGAAGUUGAAUAAGAAAAAAAUGUUCAAUAAAGAAAAUAUACCAUAACCAGCCAAAACUGGAAGAAAGCAUUUCGAAGAUAGCUAAUGCUAAUAACCAUAGAGAUAAAAUGAGGAGAAUCCAUAAAUUAAAAAAACUAUAAUGUUGUUCCCUGAAAAAAAAAAUAUUACUAAUUAUGAUAAUGUAAUUGAACGUAAGCCUUCAAUUAGAAUAUUUUAAUAACAAACAACAAAUUAAAAUUUUAGACUCUGUGAUAAAUAAUCCUAAAUAACAACUAGUUCUACUAAGUUCUAACCACUUCGAAGUAAUUCAGCCAACAUUUACUCUAUUUUUAAUAAUGAUAGAGUAAAAAACUAGAAAAAAUUUUGA
Messenger RNA from Paramecium tetraurelia, 396 nucleotides. RefSeq lists its product as uncharacterized. The record is from RefSeq and is a predicted model, not a curated record. NCBI's taxonomy places the organism in Eukaryota, Ciliophora, Oligohymenophorea, Peniculida, Parameciidae. The transcript is spliced from 2 exons.